AGAUUACGCAACUUCAAGUCGAUCGUUAACAAAAAACAGAUGCAGAAAAGCCGUCACGUCAUGCCCGAGUUUUCUGCCAUCGGUUCGCGCAGCCUGUGUGGCGCAGUCGGCGACUGGCGUGUGCGAGUUACGUUACCAUUGUUGGCGUCCUAAACCCACCUCGGGCGUCGCUAGCGUUGUUGAUUUCAACUUGUGCGGUUGUCAUAGGUCACGAAGAAGACGCCGGCUGAACGCUUGCUCAGUGGUGUGGCCAGCGCGUAAAAAGGAGUUCAAUGGUCGCUUGGAUGUGCCCGAGGGCUGUAUGGCCCGUGAAUAGAAGCGCCUCCGUUACCUGGUCGCCAUGACAGUCGCGGACAAGGCGUCCACUGUUUCCGAGAAGAAGAACGGGUGUGCAACAGCGCCGACAAGCAAUGCGAAGAAGGGCAUACCUCGCUAUGGGCCGGACAGCGUGCACAGCUGGAUGACCGCAGGAGCAUGCGCCCUUGCAACGUUUUUCGGCGUUGGCGGGCGAAGGUCGAGCGGCUUCUUGUACGUGGCCAUUCUGGACACCUUCGGCGCCACCAGAACACAAGCUGCAUGGCCCAUCAUAUUACUCGGCGGUGUUCUACUUCUAACAGGUCUCAUUGCUGGGCCCUUAGCUCACCGGUACACUCCACGCCCUGUGGCAAUAGUCGGUGGGUCCAUCGGAGCCCUCGGACUUAUGGUCUCGUACUUCGCCACCAACACUGAAUACCUCGUUUUCAGCUUGGGCAUUGUCCAUUCAAUCGGCAGCGGUAUGCUGUUUGUCGUUAUUCCGACUGUCAUCAACGAGCACUUCAUCCGAUACAAGGGCCUUGCCAUGGGUAUCAAUUUCGCCGGUGCUACCAUGGGCACAUUCAUCUUUCCAAAGUUCCUCGAGCUCACUACCAGUCACUACGGCUUCAAAAGUGCCCUGCUGCUCUUCGGUGCUCUUUGUCUCAAUGCUGUGGCUUUCAGCUUGUUUCUGCGUCAGCCUUCGUGGCUGAAGAAGAAGCUGAAGGAGCAGAAGGAGCAGCAGGCCCAAGAGGAGAAGCUGCGCCGCAAGGCCGAUACUACUGGCCACACCGCAAAUGGCUGCCGCAUAGCGAUUCCAAAUGGCUCAGCAGACGGCGAGACCAAUGUGAACAAACGAGAGGUAGUGCCAGGAUCAUUUCGUCACGGGCUUACCGUGUUCUCGUGUCCCAUGUUUUACGUGGUGGUGUACUCUUACAUUGCUUUCAGCUUCGCCUUCGAGUGCUAUAUCUCGCUACUUGUGGACUUCGCUAUUGACCGUGGAAUAAGUGUAUCCCACGCGGUGACCGUGCUCUCUACCAGUUCAGUGGCCGACCUCGUUGGUCGGCUGACGCUUCCGGCGCUGGCUGACAGAGGAUACUUCACUCGCCAAGCCCUGAUGACCAUCAGCUUCGCGUGGAUGGGCUCCCUCUACCUCAUGCUUCCGCUAGCAGAGAGCUACGCGGUGGUGUUUGCAAUGGCAACAGCUAUUGCCUUCUGUAUCGGCACAACUGUUGUGUUAUUCUCUGUGCUGUGUGCGGAGUACGUGGGCAUCGAACGAGUGUCUAUGGCGUACGGCAUGGUGUCCGCGUCAGCAGGCAUGACGUCACUAGCAAAGCCACUCGUCAUAGGCUACUUCCGGGACAAGGUGGGAUCUUACGACAACUUGUUCCGCCUGUGCGGCUCAACAGUGACCCUGGGUGCCAUCAUUUGGAUCUUCGUUCACAUCAGACUGUGGGCAACAUCUAAGCACACGUGGACAUUGGAGAACGGCACGCUGUGUGGCUCUCACGAAGACGGUGGGAAGAAAAAGAGCCAGCUCUAAGGUAUCGUUUUCCGAGUGAAAGUGAACAAUACGUGCGCGUUGCGAGCCACACACGCAUUUAUUUUUUCUCACCAACACCCAUUCGUUUGCACCUACGUUACCUCCAUCGAAAUAAGCUUGCGCGCGCAUAAUCUUGCACAAGCACCCGGUGCGAACGUAAAUCAACUUGGCGCUUGAGCUCAUAGCAGGCAUGCGUGGGCGAAAUUGUUUUCGUUGCACCUGCGUGAUGGACGGAUCCAAACUCUGACCUUGUUUCGUACGAAAAAUUAUGCCGACAAGGCCGUCCCACAACAUGGCAGCCCGCUCAAAGAUCGAUCGAGAGUCUUGCUUUCUUUUUGUGGCGUACUUUUCCGACAUGCGUUUCGACUCGUUUGAAUGUAGUUUCACACUGCGACGCCUUGCAUAGUUGUGAAGAUGAAAACAGGCAGUGGGCGAAGAUUACAAACGUUGGGUGCACUAAUAGAGUAGCUUAAUGCUUUUUUUGGCCUUCAGUUAUUGAGAGGCUGUGCCAAAGAUUAAUUGCAUCAUGUACUAACCCUGCCGGCCCACCGCUGUUUUUGAUGCAUCGGAUGCCUUGGAAUUUAGGCGGGUGCUACAGCGGUUUUGUUAGCAUGAAAUGCCACUUUUUCACUUUGUCACAGUAAAGUGUGUCCAUCGAAAAGACCACCAUAAAAAUAUGUAUUCAUUGCUAUACCCGUGUAUACGCGACAGAGUAGACCAAUAGGUUAUUUGAGAUAAAGCGAAGGUUUCGCGCAUAUGUUUGCAUUCUAUUGUGCGGCACUUGCCGGACUUCAGCGUUACCUGAAGAGUGAAGACUUGAACGUUUCCUUGCUUCAAGGAUGCAUAAUAAACAUGAAAUAAAGUGCUUCAUUCUUUCCGUGUACAUGUACACGAUUCCAGCGAGUAGAGCCAGAAGAUAAAUUCACCGAGAGCGACGUGAGCGCGCUUAGAUGCAGCUGUGAAGAUGGUUGAACGAGACA
Molecule: messenger RNA, 2814 nt
Organism: Rhipicephalus sanguineus (brown dog tick)
Lineage: Eukaryota; Metazoa; Arthropoda; Arachnida; Ixodida; Ixodidae
Product: monocarboxylate transporter 9
Exons: 6
Coding region: 341-1834 (497 amino acids)
Biological process (GO): transmembrane transport
Molecular function (GO): monocarboxylic acid transmembrane transporter activity
Source: RefSeq, a predicted model, not a curated record